GAUGAAGAGGAUCCUCUGCGUUCUGAAGACGACGAAGUGUUUGCUGAGGAUUAUCUGCUCAGAGUGUGUGAUGCGCUGCAGUCCUCCCCCCCCCUCUCUGAUCACCUGUUACAGGUGUUGGAUGGGUUCUCCCCCCCCUCCUCAGUGGUGUGUCUGUACAGUGAGCUGCGAGGCGUGUUGGGGGCGUGGCCUCAGCUGCUCAGAGACUUCGCUGCCUUCCUGAGCCAAUCACAGGCCAGGAGCUGCGGACUGCUGGUAGAGCAGCAGCUGUUUGAACGCAGCCGGAGGUUCCUCCGCAGAUUGGGGCGUGGCCUGGGAGAAGGCUCCGCCCCCUUCCAGCAGGUGGUGUCAGUGCUGCAGGGAAGCUCCGCCCCCUUACCUGAGGACAUGGAGCAGAUCUCAUCUCUCCUGGGUUGUCACGGCGACCUGCACAAGGAAUUCUGGGAGUUUUUCAAGCAGCUUCACGGCCGGGCCGUAGAGACGGACUCCAUUUCCCAGAGUCCUCCUCUGAACAGGGACAGGAAGAGAGACGAGAGACCUGAGGAGGCGGAAUUAGAGCAACUUGAAGAGGCGGAGUCAGAGCUACUUGAGGAGGUGGAGUUAGAGCAACUUGAAGAGGCGGAGUCAGAGCUACUUGAGGAGGUGGAGUUAGAGCAACUUGAAGAGGCGGAGUCAGAUCAACUUGAGGAGGCGGAGUCAGAAGAACUUGAGGAGGCGGAGUUUGCGGAGGCGGGGUCAGAACGACCAGAAGAGGCGGAGUCAGAGCAAACCGACGGCGCCAAAAUCAUGACUCUGAGUGACGAAAAAGUGAUCUGGACCCGGCUGGAGGACCGCAGCAUCCUGACCUCCAGCCAGCAGAGAGGAGCCAGCAGGAGCACCUUCAGCCUGAUCUCAGAGCAGCUGGAGGACAAGACCCCUCAGCAGGUGAGUCUGCGUUUCGACCACCUGAUGAACCUGUUCCUCUCCAGCAGCAAGACGCCUGACCACUGACGCUCCUCACUGCACACACACUGCACACACACUGCACACACACUGCACACUGCACACAUACUGCACACUGCACACACUGCACACUGCACACACACUGCACACACACUGCACACACACUGCACACACACUGCACACUGCACACAUACUGCACACUGCACACACUGCACACUGCACACACACACUGCACACACAC
This is a messenger RNA of Gymnodraco acuticeps, 1183 nucleotides long. Its product is annotated as GON-4-like protein. Lineage: Eukaryota; Metazoa; Chordata; Actinopteri; Perciformes; Bathydraconidae. The record is from RefSeq and is a predicted model, not a curated record. Gene Ontology annotation, cellular component: nucleus. Gene Ontology annotation, molecular function: transcription coregulator activity. Gene Ontology annotation, biological process: regulation of DNA-templated transcription.